Messenger RNA from Sarcophilus harrisii (Tasmanian devil), 6572 nucleotides. RefSeq names its product quiescin sulfhydryl oxidase 2 (gene QSOX2). Gene Ontology annotation, cellular component: Golgi membrane. Gene Ontology annotation, molecular function: protein disulfide isomerase activity; flavin-dependent sulfhydryl oxidase activity. The transcript is spliced from 13 exons. Gene Ontology annotation, biological process: protein folding. The coding region runs from base 1 to 2421 and encodes 806 amino acids. The record is from RefSeq and is a predicted model, not a curated record. Lineage: Eukaryota; Metazoa; Chordata; Mammalia; Dasyuromorphia; Dasyuridae.
AUGACUCCCUGGGCUGGGCUUGGGGUUCGCCAGCCUGAGAAGGGACUGCUCCAGGGGCACUUGACAGCGCGCUCCCCGCCCCUGCCACAGGGGGCUGCCUACCUUGGCGCGACAUGUCACCGUACCGCAGGUUGGCAAAGGGUUGGGAGGAGAAAGGAACUGGGGGUGGGGAAUGAGCUGGAACAGAAAACAAAACUGGCUCCCGAAUUGCGAAAGGGCCAUCUCCUCCUCCCGCCCAUCCCCUUUAGCCGCAGAUUUGAUUUAAGUUGGGCUCCCUCCCGGGAUGCACCGGGAGCUACAAAGCCGUCUCGCCAGGGAGCCGAGACAAGGGUCGACGCCCCCCCCACUGGCGCGUCCAAGCUGGCGGCGGUGGGGCGCUGGGGCUGGGGCUCGGGCGGAGGGCCCCGCAGGUGGUCGCGGCCGCGGCUAAUCUGGAUGCUGCUGCUCGCUUUUGUGGGGACCGGGCUCGGAGCUGCCGGGGCCCGGCUGUACAGCGACGGCGGCGCGGACGCCGUGUGGGCGCUGGACGCCGGGAGCGUGCGCGCGGCCACGGGCAACAGCUCGGCCGCGUGGCUGGUGCAGUUUUACUCUUCGUGGUGCGGCCACUGCAUCCACUAUGCGCCGGUGUGGAGGGCCCUGGCGCGCGACGUGCGAGACUGGGCUUCUGCCAUUAGAGUUGCAGUCUUGGAUUGUGCUGCAGAAGAGAACUAUGAUACCUGCAAGGACUAUGGUAUUCAUUUUUACCCAACUUUUAGGUAUUUUAAAGCAUUUACAAAGGAGUUCACAAUUGGAGAAAAUUACAAAGGAAUUGAUAGAGAGCCACAGACAGUAAGGCAAACUAUGAUUGAUUUCCUCCAGAAUCAUACCCAAGGAAACAGACCUCCUGCUUGUCCAUCUUUAGACCCUGUUACGUCCAGUGACAUUUAUCCUCUCUUGGAAAACAGUGGUGGUCGUUACAUUGCUAUUUUGUUUGAAAGCAAUAACUCAUAUGUUGGACGAGAGGUGAUAUUAGACUUGAUUCAGUACAAAAACAUUGUGGUAAAAAGAGCACUGAAUUCUGAUAAGGCAUUUCUCAAGAAACUUGGUGUUACUUCAAUCCCUUCAUGUUAUCUGAUUUAUCCAAAUGGGUCUCAUGGAUUAAUUAACAUCUUAAAGCCUCUCCGUUCUUUCUUCUCUUCCUAUUUAAAGUCAUUACCUGGUGUGAGAAAAAAAAUGUUCUCACAAUUUCCAUUUACAGUAAAACCAAACAAAGAUGACAAUUCAGAGAUUACAGUCUGGAGAGAAUUUGAUAAGUCAAAACUUUAUAUGGCUGAUCUUGAGUCAGGGUUGCAUUAUCUCCUUCGAGUGGAGCUUGCUUCUCAUAAGACACUGGAGGGAGCUGAGCUGAAGACCUUCAGGAAUUUUAUUACUGUCAUUGCAAAGCUAUUUCCUGGCCGACAACCUGUGGUGAAGUUAUUGGAAACAUUACAGGAGUGGUUGGUCAGCCUUCCUCUGGACAAAAUUCCUUACAAUGCAAUUCUGGACCUAGUCAAUAACAAAAUGCGGAUUUCUGGAAUAUUUCUAACUAAUCAUGUUAAGUGGGUUGGAUGCCAAGGAAGCAGACCAGAGUUAAGGGGUUACACUUGUUCUCUUUGGAAACUUUUCCACACUUUAACUGUCCAGGCUGUAGUUCGUCCAAAAGCUCUGGCCAACACAGGUUUUGAAGAUAAUCCCCAAGUGGUUUUGAAGAUUAUGAGAGAAUACAUUGGGACAUUUUUUGGAUGUAGAGAAUGUGCUCAGCAUUUUGAAGAAAUGGCUAAGGAAUCCAUGGACUCGGUGAAAACUCUGGAUGAAGCAAUCCUCUGGCUAUGGAAGAUACACAAUAUAGUGAAUAACAGGCUGGCAGGCCAGCCAAGUGAAGACCUCAAAUUUCCAAAGGUACAGUGGCCAACACAAGAUCUCUGCCCAGACUGCCAUGAGGAAAUUAAAGGCCUGGACAGCUGGAAUGAAGUACAAGUGCUGACUUUCUUGAAACACCAUUAUGGCAUCAAAAAUAUCUUAUUUAAGUAUGCUGAAGAUCAGGAUGAGACUAACGAAUUAGAGGUCAAACAGGAGUCAAAAGGAGAUACUAUUCUGAAGAAACCAAAUGGACAACAAGAACUGAAUCUGGAUCUGCCAAAUAUUUUGGAUCCCAAAUCUCAUAUUUUAGAUAAAUUAAAUAAUAGACCUGACAGAGAUAAAAUUGAACAUCCAUAUGAAUCUAAGAUUCAUAUAGAGACCAAACAGUCUGGAUCUUUCUUAGGGACUGGCUUUUCAAACAUUGACAUGAGCCUAUGUGUUCUAUUAUAUGUUGCAUCAUCUGUCUUUUUAAUGAUAAUGUAUUUUUUCUCUCGAAUGAGGUCCAAAUGGUGGAAAGUAAAGUAUUAUCGCUCACCAGUAUAAAACAUUUUUUUUAAAAAAAUUAUUGUUGAUAAAUCAGAGACAAAGUUUCUUUGUAAAUGGCAAAUUGUCAGCAUCAGAUGCAGCUUUAAUAUUUAUGAUCAGGGAUUUUAUGCCAUAGUAGAAUUGGGUUUCAAAUUACAUUUUCCUUAUUCUAUAUUCAAUCACUCAUUAUAUGAAUGUCUUGUUUUGCAAAGAAAAAGUAUCAGACCUCUCCAUGGCAAUACUUAUGUAUUUCAUAACAUUCAAUAUUCACAUCUUUUAUGGAUCCAUAGCAUAAAGAACUAUUAGUUAUUUAUUCUUCCAUAUUUCAGAAAAAAAUUAAAUGCUAUCCCACAUAUAAAAAUAUUUCCCACUAAGGUUUUUACAUCCUAAAUUUUCUAAACAAAAUGUCUUUUUGCUGCUCAUUUACCAAGACUUUGUUUUUAUAUUUGGAGAAGCACAUAUUGAUAUUUUUAAAGAUAACAGUCAAACAUUUUUGGUCCAUUUUAUGGUAUAGGCUGCAUCUUGGAAGGAGAAGGCUUUCAGGAUAAAUGCUCAACUCUCUGGAUACUGAAAAUCCUCUUCUAAGAUGACAUUUCUUUAAAGUUUGGGGUAAUCUGAUUAUACUUUGUGAUUUUUACUUCCGGGGCUGUUCCCACAUAAAGUAAAGAGAACUCUCACUAAAGAUAGAACACAAAACCUGAAAAACAAACAAGAUCAUGUUUGAAUUACAGUGGUUAUACCUCAGAGCCAGUGAUUCCUGAGGAAGCAGAAGAAAAAUCCUCAGUGAUUUCUAUACUUUAAAGGUUGCAGAUAGCAAUUUUAUCUGGAAGUCAUCUGAGUUGGUGGAUUUUUUUUUUAUUUAAUAAAUUUCAGAUAAAUGCACUCCUAACAGAUUUGUUUUGUGAAGAAACAAAGCCAUUUCUUACUUCAUUCUUUGAGGUUAACUUAUUUGGGUUCAGAAUUAAAUAGAUCUUUAUAAGGCAUGACUCUGGGUGGGUUGUUUUUUUUUCCAACCUGUUCAUAAGAAAUAUGUGAGCAAGUGAAUGCUUUUAAGGUCUCUCCAUCCUGUGAUUGUCCUCAUUGUAUGAGUGGAUUCAAGUCUUGCCUGGAUUCUGCUCAUGUUCAGUAAUAAUGUUAAUGGAAUAAAGAGUUAUUAUUACAGUGUCACUAUGAUUUGGACCAUUGCGGUGUUUCUAUUAUAGAGUCAGAGUAGAGCCAGGCAACUUGACAGAAGUGUACUUUAAAAUAGAAGUUAGAAAACCAUAUCUAUGCCAGGAAGAUGGAAAACAGGCAAGGUGCCAUAUCCAUCUUUUAAUAAAUAAAAAAAAUCUACCUAAGUUUAUUCCAGCAUUAAAUUGUUAAAUUGGGUUUUUUUACAAGUUUUUCUUAAUGCCUACUAUCUUAUUGAACACUGUGAUGAAAUGACUUUUUCUUAUUUUGGGUCAAAAUUUCCUGUUUUAUCAUUGUGUAUAUAAAAUACUAUAAUAUUGCAAUAUAGUAUAUGGACUUCUAAAGAAGGCCUACUGUAGUAGGGAGGAGUGAGAAUUCAUUUAAAUACUAUUGAUCUUGGCCAAAAAGCCAAGAAGCAAUCAUUUUAAUAUUAUUCUUUACUUUGAGAAUAUAGUGAAAGUGGAGUUGGUAGUUAAGUCUGGAAAGGUGAAAUAUGUUCACUGGAUCUUACUGGCUGCCAGUCUUUGCUGCACUUUAAAUAGACAAGGAGAGAGCAGAUCACUUUUAUAGGACAACCUCAGCUGCUGGAACUUAAUGGGGAAUUCAAGAAGAAACCCAGUUCUAAAGCACAAAAAGAUAACCACUCUGUUCUGAAUGCUAGAAUUAAAACUGUACCAAGGAUUGGACUCUUUAAGACUUUUAAAUGGUUUAGCCAUUUAGAGUGUAUGGACUACUAUGCUAGACUGAGGUGAACAGAGUAAAUGCACUUGAGUUUCACCUCAAAAGAGAGAAGCAGCCUUAUAAAUGUUUAGGGAAUAUGCUAGAUUGCUAACUUUCAACAGAUGGAUAAGGAAUAGAAAUUAAGAGUCUAGAUAAAAAAGUAGAAGACCAUCUCUAAGUCAUUAAAAACAUGACUGCAUUAAAUCUUGCAUUAUUUUAAAAAUGUUAUCUUUUCUCAAUGUGGUAACUAACUUUACCAUUUUCUCAAUUGGAUUAAUGGAAGGAAAGUUUGCUAGUAGCAAAGGAGGGUCAGUUAGACCAAUGGGGAUUUCUUAGAGUUUAGGAUGGAAGUAGUGAUAGUGGAAAAGAGAAAAAAAAAAAGAAGAAAACCAUUAGGGUAGAGACUUUGGGAUUGGGAGAUUAAAGAUUAGUGACUCCCUGGCCUCAUAGGCACAUUUUUUUCCCCUCACAGCAUUUAUCCUUCUCUGGUAUCAGAAGAAAAUAAUUUCAAAAAAAUAAAACUUUCAGAAAAAUAAUGAAGAGAGAGACUAGAAGAUCUCAAAGGUCCCCUUCAGGUCUGAGAUUCUUUAAACUAUGGCAUAUAGCAAUUGUUCAAAUCCUUGUAUAUCUAAAAGUUGAAAGUUUUUAUCCUUUUUGAAAUGAAACUCAAACUAUAACAUAAACACCAUUUUAAUAUCUGAUUUCCUAAUACCCCCACCUCUACCAAAAUUAUCCCUAUUUUUACCUUUUGUCAUUUUAUUUUAAACAGGAGGGAUAUAGUAUUAAGAUUUUAAAAUUGGAGCAGAAUAACAUUCUUGAUUUGUCCUAAAAUAGCUUUUGAUUUGUCACAAAAGAUUUGUCUGGAGACAUGUAUAUGGAUUUUUAGAAUGAUUUUGGAAAGCACUGCUUUUUCCUUAUAUUUAAAAAAUGUUAUAUGAUUGGCUAAUAGAGAGUCUUUUGGUAUUUACAAGACAUUUUGAUGUUGAUUUCACUUCAGGGCAGUAGACAGUUUUAGGAAAGAAAGGGAAAACAAGAAACCUCAACAAGAUGUUUAUUUCUUUGCCCAAAUAUCAACUUUCGUUUUAUUUUUUUUACUAGAUAAAAAGACAGGAAAAAAAAAAGUAAGAACCUAAAGAAUUUCAUUUCUCUUAUUGGUAUAAUGAAUUUCAUUAUACUGUCAAAUUCCAUUCUACUGUCAAUAGAAGAGGGGCCUUUGGAUGAUCUUGAUUAAUUUAUGUUGCAUAGGUUGCAUAGGAAGAUUUGGUCUUCCAAUCUUUAUGAAUCUCAGUUCCAUCAAGGGAAGUUCAAGUUGUUGGAAUAUGAAAGGAUCAAGUAUUAAGUUUGGAGAGGGAAGAAAUGGAUGCACAUAAAAUGUAGGAAGUCAAAUAUUCUUAAGCCAGAAAUGUGUUCUGAUUCAUCUUUGAAUUAUCUUUCCUUAAAGUAGCUUCCUUUUAAAUGACAUUAAUUAGAUGUGACAUCAUAUCACCUAAUGAUAGGGUUUUUUUUUUUAUUUUUAUUUUGCUAAAAGUCUUUAGAAUUCAAAGUGAGUGUUUAAAUUUCAUAGCAUCAUAUUGUAAAGUUACAGUGGUUUGGGGGAUGUUUGUGUCCUUCUGAGAGGUGAUGUGAAAAGAGUUUCAACACAGAACAAUAAAUAUGAAAUUUACUUUCAGGGAAGGGACCAGGAGGCCAAAUUAUUUCUCUUCUCUAGUGUUAGUGAUGGGAGGAGCUACUGUGUCAAGAGAACCAAAAAUAUUUUCUCAAUUUAUUUUAAACUAGAAAUGGUAUUCUACAAAUAAUGUUCAUGUUUGAAAUUGAUAUUAGUAUUUUUUAGUAUUGCUGAGGUGUAUUUUCUGAGUCUAGAGAUAGCAUAAAAAGUUGAUGAAAGCUAGUAAAUAUAUUUCAUUAAUUUAAAUGCUUAUUUAUUUUUUAAUGAAAGGAUUUUGAUGAAAAGCCAGUUGAUAAAGUAUUGUUAUUUCUCUCUUAACCCAAAAAAGGUCCAUUUUGUAUCGAAUUGGCUAAUUCUGCUGUGUACAUUUUUGAAAUAAAAGAAGUCUGAUAUUUUAGAGAGUUGUUAUUGCUAUUUUAAAAAGUGAAACCAGCUCUAAUAAUGAGUACACAAUCAUCAUUGUUAUUUCAGUCCUCCUUUCCAAACACCCUUUUGACUAGCAUUCUAAAUUCUGAAAUUAAUUCUCUCUCAUCAUGAAUGUACGUAUGUCAUUUGAAGAACUACCUUCUUUUGAAAACCUUUUGCAUAUCAGAUUAAAACUGGAUUUCAUUUA